Messenger RNA from Rhagoletis zephyria (snowberry fruit fly), 991 nucleotides. RefSeq names its product zinc finger BED domain-containing protein 1-like. Gene Ontology annotation, molecular function: DNA binding. NCBI's taxonomy places the organism in Eukaryota, Metazoa, Arthropoda, Insecta, Diptera, Tephritidae. The record is from RefSeq and is a predicted model, not a curated record.
UCGAAAAUGGAAAAUUCGGAAGCCUCGCAAGCUUGUAACACGGAGAACAGUCCCGAAGCAGAAAUUUUGUCCAGCGGCGAUGAUUCCACGACAGUUAAAAGGCGCAAGAUAGGCGGCUCCGAAGUAUGGAAAUAUUUUACGCAUUCGAAUGGGAAAAAAAUUGCAAAAUGUCGGUCAUGUGGCAAAGAAUAUAGGACAAGUGGAAACACGUCGAAUAUGUUUGACCACUUAAAGCGUGCCCAUCCCAACCUAAGAGGAAAACCAAGUUGUUCAAAAAAAAUUAACCAAUAUUUCACCAGAGACGCAAAAUAUGAUAACAAUUCUGAACAUAAGAAAAAUAUUGAUGACGCUUUGAUAUGGAUGAUUGCUGCGGACAUUCAACCUUUCCGCAUUGUAGAAGAUUCCGGAUUUCGUAAGUUUGUCGAGUGCCUAGAUCCUCGUUACGUUUUACCAAGCAGAACCUCUUUGCAAAACUUACUAUUGAAAAAUACAUACAACGACGUUAAAAAAAAGUUGCAAGUUAUUUUAAAUGGCACGCAAUAUUGUGCAAUCACAACGGAUUGUUGGACGUCGAGGGCCAACGAAAACUAUUUGACGGUCACUUGCCACUUUAUAACAGACAAUUGUAAGUUGCAAGUAGCAGUGCUGUCUACAAACAAGUUAUUGUCAGGAACAAAUCAUUCUGCAGAAAAUAUUUCGGAGACGUUGCGCAAUGUUUUGUCGGAAUGGUCUAUUCUCCACAAAGUUACUUCAUUAGUGACCGAUAAUGCUGCAUCUAUGUUGAAAGCUUGCGAGAUAUUGCAGAAAAGAAACAUUACAUGCUUUGCCCAUACCAUUAAUUUAAUUGUACAAGACGCUUUGGGUAAGGCAUACAUAAAAGGCGUGUUGGUGAAGUGUAAGCAUAUUGUGUCGUACUUUAAAAGUAGUACAAUUGCAUACGAGAAAUUCAAAGCUGCGCAAUGCAUUCCAAAACCAUACAGUUGACAGUACA